Molecule: messenger RNA, 5365 nt
Organism: Phaedon cochleariae (mustard beetle)
Lineage: Eukaryota; Metazoa; Arthropoda; Insecta; Coleoptera; Chrysomelidae
Source: the annotation of a GenBank genome assembly
CGAAGAUCACAUCCGGUCGGUCACGGACGCGCAACAUGCUCUGCUGUGGCCGCAGAAAGGAUAAUGGGCGCGAGGCUUUGGAUCUCACAGCCUCUCCCCUGCGAGCACCACCUGCUCCCAACUCAAGAACCGCCCAUCCGCCGCCCAUGGUCAUACAGGGGGACUUUAGAAAGGUGUCUGGAAUUAGUAGUGAAAUUUUCAAGCAGAUAGAAACAGUAGAAAAUGACCACGAUGCAUCAACUGCGGCCGCCUUGGAGCACGUGGAGCGCCGCGGCGAGAUGAUCGUGCGGCUGGUGGACGGGCGGCAGUUGGCGGGCCGCGCGGCCGGCGAGGCAGCGAAGCGGUUCGCCGCCAUGCAGGACGGAAAACACUCGGUGCAGUUCGUGGAGAUCGUGAAGCGGCCCGGGCAGACCCUCGGGCUGUACAUCCGAGAGGGAAACGGGGCGGACAGGGCGGACGGCGUGUUCGUGUCGAGGAUAGCGCUGGAGUCGGCGGUUUACAACAGCGGGUGUCUCAAGGUGGGCGACGAGAUUCUCGCCGUCAACCUGGUGGACGUCACGCGCAUGAGCCUCGACGACGUCGUCAUCAUCAUGUCGAUCCCGCGCCGGCUGGUGCUGGCCACGCGGCAGCGCAAGGGCGGCAAGGGCGGCGCGCAGGGGUCGCCGAGCGCCCAGCCCAGGGCAGAACGCAAGGCGCCGCCCGUCGUCGUCAUCAAGCGCGAGCUCAGGGAGGAGGAGGGGGACGAGGGGGACAUGGGCAGCGACCACAGAGAAAACAUGAGACAGCGCCACACGGGCGACGGCCGCGAGACCUCCGACUCCCGCUCGCGCCUCGCCCUCGGCCUGCCCGCCCUGCCGCCCCAUCCGCCGCCCGCUGCCCAACCCGCCGACGCCAACCUCGACCUCUACUACAACAGCCGGCCGCCCGACGUCGGAUGGGGCUACCAGCCGCCGCCGCCCGUCGUCACGGAGCAGCCCAAGGGGGGCGGGCCACCCUUCCGGCCGUACGAGCGCGGCUACCCGAGCCACCCGAAUAACACGCUCGAGAGCCUGGCGGAGAAGGUGCACUCGUUCGGGAUGGGCAGGAGGAUGUCGGCGGGCGGGCAGCCUAUGACGUCCAGGAUAUCAUCACAACAGAGUCCUUCAUCUCACUAUUAUGUUCAACAUUCUGGUACUGGGAGUCGUCGUAUCAUGCCCAGAUCCGGCUCCGAUCAACAUUUGCCACAGACAGAGUACUCGGAUUAUACCAGCAUCACCCAGGCAGGAAGGCACAGCUUGCUGCGCAGCAGUCUCAAGUCUGGAUCUACUAUGAGCAGGUAUAACCAACGAUUCGUGGAUCAAGCAGCUGUAGCGGCCCAAAUUGCUCAAUCCAAAUACGGUACCACUGGUUCUCAGUACAGUACCUCUGGUACAAUGAGAAGAAAUAGAGGCAGCUUGGAUUAUUCCAGCGACACAGAGGCUACCAGUGGAUCUAGAAGCGGCUAUUACUAUUACAGGAAUCAGGGAACAACAGCGGUUCCGCACAGUACAAUACCGACAUUGGGAAGGCAGAACUCCAUGACAGCAACUGAUAUCACCACGAAGUUCAACUCUCUGCCCCGAGAUACUAGGGGAUCAACAAGAUUGCCGAUGAAUAAAAGAUUCGGGGAUAGGAGCGUGAGUCUGCUGCAAGACGAAUCGGACGGAGCACUUUCCGCACCUGAAAUGCCCUCGAUACGCAGGGAGCGAGAUGAGUACAGGCAAUGGCUGAGCCGAACGCCAUCUACGUCUGCUAUCUACGAACAAAUACGUGCGUCCAGAGACGUACUGAACCAACAAAGAGCCGCUAGGUUCACAUACAGUGCUGAAAACAUCCACGACGCAUUGAAAAACAUUGAGAGCGGAUUAUACAGCGGAUAUGGUAGACCAGGAGCAACUUCCACUUUGGACAGACACUUCACGAGGUCGCAACAACCUAGUAUUCCUGCGAGGUCUUUAUCAACGCAACAUAUCACAUCAUCAGCCUUAGGUAAUUCAAGAUCUCCCUCGAUGCGCCGCAUGCGACAGCUCCUCGACCUGGAUUCCGUGCGAGCCGGCGCCCCUAGUCCCGUACCGACCCCUAGUGGCACCUUACCGCGGGGUCAGAGGCAGAUCGACAUCAAUCCAGCAGAGUUCCUCAAGUACAAGCUGGAUAAGCCGGGAAUGGUGACAGGACCCUCGAUGACAGGGUUGUCACAAAUGAGCUCGGGUCCUGGCGCUAUGACAUCGGAUGAACCUGUGAGCGGGAUGUUAUGGGUACAUCUGCUAGCGGGAAGAGGAUUGCGACCAUCUACUGGUACUUCUGCUGCUACGACACCCGUAACACCGAGUGGUGCAUCACCAAGCAUAACAGGUUCUACUGGCGUCAGAGAUCUCUACUGUGUCUUGGAAUGCGACAGAGUCCACAAAGCUCGUACAGUGGUCAGGACGGGUGAUUUAGUGUUCGACUGGGACGAGAGCUUCGAGCUCGACUUGGUCAACAACAGAGAAUUGGACCUGCUAAUUUACUCUUGGGAUCCACAAUACAGACAUAAACUGUGCUACAAGGGGUCAGUUUAUUUGCCCACUCUGCUCAAGUCCGGUCCUUUACACCAGUUGGCUCUCAAAAUUGAGCCCAGAGGCACACUUUAUUUGAGACUGAGACACACAGAUUCUCAAACUCUCUACAGAAGAAGAAUACUUUCCACUCUAACGUUGUCUAGAACAACGCCGCUUUUUGGUGUUGAUCUAGAGACUGUGGUAAAUCGAGAAUGUAAGACUGGUGGAGUCCCUGGUGGAGUAGCAACAGGUUUAGUUACUAGUCCUCAACACAGUAUACCUAUCAUCAUCAAAAGAUGCGUGGAAGAAGUUGAAAGAAGAGGUCUGGACAUAAUAGGACUUUAUCGAUUAUGCGGCUCAGCAACGAAAAAACGCAUUUUGAGAGAAGCCUUCGAACGGAACAGCCGCUCCGUUGACCUGAGCCCCGACAACGUCCCUGACAUCAACGUCAUCACUGGGGUUCUCAAGGACUAUCUGCGCGAGCUGCCGGAGCCACUCUUCACCAAAUGCCUCUACCAGAUGAUGGUCGACGCUCUGGGCGUGUGUCUCCCCGACGAUCCGGAGGGAAAUGCGAAGCUGAUGUUCUCCAUAUUGGACUGUUUGCCCAGAAUCAACAGGGCCACCCUCAUAUUCCUCAUGGACCACCUGGCCCUCGUCGUCUCGGCCUCGGACAGAAACAAGAUGUCCGCCCAGAACCUCGCUACCGCUCUCGCGCCUCCCCUGAUGCUGCAGACCAUCGACUCGAUCACCCCCACCACCACAAAGUCGCACCACGACGUCGACUACCAGCAGCCGAUCAGCGUGCUGAAGUACCUGCUGCAAAUCUGGCCCACGCCCAAGCACCAUCACUCAGGUCGGCGCGGCAGGCCAGCAGCACCCGCGCCGCGUGGAGACAGUCGCAGUGCGUCAGCUCAGGCGGCUCAGGGCCCGCAUCAGGGUGCGUCUCAGGGGCAGCCGCGCGAGCCGUCUCGGCUCUCAGCGGCUCCGUUUCCUCCUCCUCCUCGCUCAGCAGCCUCGGGCCCGCGAGGCCCACAGCCACCGGUCCCAUCACACCAGAUACUAGGCCCAUCAUCAGCAAGCAAAGGUCCCUACCGUCCACUGUCCCCUCGGGUAGGGCCGGCGGCGGCAUCCUCGUCGUCGGCGGCAGGAGUUCUUCGGCCGCGCCAGGUGAUAGUGUCUUCGCCAGGCUCGCCAAGCAGCAGUAGCGACAGCCACUCGGGCUCGGAGUCCGUCAAACACUGCCUGCCCGGCCGCGUUAGUUCUCCCGCCAUCCGCCCUUCCCCCUCCACACAGACGAUGCUCAGGGCCUCACCCUCCACGCAGACGAUGCUCAGGGCGUCCCCCUCGGCAGCGAUUGGCUCGCCGGGCAUUCGCCAGCCCCCCUCCAUCGCUAGCGGCGCGGCGUCUGUGGCUUCUCCGGGUCCCAGGAGCUCGCCGAGUAUCACGAGCCUGAGUAGGGCAUCGCCUUCGAUUCUUGGGCAGGUGUCUCGGUCUAGCUCGCCGGCCAUGCAGGGUAGUUCUGCGGGGCUGAACGUCACUCUGGGCAGCACCACACCUUCAUUCUCGAGCAUGUCUAGCACUUCAUCAGGUUACGGUUGGAACUUUUCUCAAACUUCUACCUACACACAGCCAUUGACUUACGCUAGUACUAACCCGUUUCUGACCGAAGCCUACAUGAACUUUAACCCCGGGGAUUCCAACUAUACUGAUAAAUAUGGCACCAUAGGGUCAACCAAGGAUGUUAAGUCUUUCUUCGAGUCUUAUGCCAGUGAUAUACCUAAAUACGCUACGCUGAACACCAAAACUAGUUCUUACGAUCCAGAUUCGAUUUAUGCCUCUUCGGAAAGUAAGUCUAACGGAAUAGGGAGUCGCUAUUCGGAUAAAUCUAGCUACCUGAGUAAUACUUACUCAACAGAGAUGAAGUAUAGUCAUAAUAAGAACUACGAGACGAGUAAUCAUUCUAGUCAAUCGGGUGGUUCGGGAUUGCUGAAUGUAGAGGAGACUCCUACCCCUACUAGCAGUAUUGAAACUGAGGAUAGUAAUACGAGGGAGGUAGGAGAAAAAGAUGUGGAGGGUGAUGGAGAACAAAGCGACUGAAUUCAUGCGGUAUGGGCCCAAUCAUUUUGCUAUUGUGGCAGCACAACUAAAAGACAAAACUUAGGAUAACGAAAUUUUUAUGCUAUCUCAUCCGAUGUCGAUGUAUGUACCAUUUUCGAGCUGUAUCACCAUCACUGAUUUAUAAAUACAAGAACUCUUGAAUUUAAUGUAUUCGCUUACUAGAAUCAAACUAAACAAUAGAAUCGUUGUUAACUAAUAUUUAAAUUGUCUAAUUUCAGUUGGUAGUUAAAUGAAUAUUUAUUGAAGAGGUAGACUAAUAUCCAAGUGGAUUAGAGAAUAAUUGUUGCGUGUUUUGCACAAUCCGAUUGACUUAUUAUUUUCUGGAGGGUGAUAUAUUCACUAGAUGUUUAAAACUGUAUAACCCCAUUCAUCCCAUACCCAACAUGCCAAAUGAACUCUACAGUUGUAAUAUACAGGGUUGAAUUAUUUUUUAUAAUUUACAACAUAUCUUGAUUCCAAAUAUCCAAAUAAUAAAUACGUGGUAUCUUAUCAAAUGAAAUAUUUUUUUGGUGUUUUACAAAGACUUUACUUGGUUCUAAGUCUAGGGCUUUUACUGUAUAGCUUAACGUUGUUUGAAUUCCUUCCAUUUCUUUCAUAUCCUCUUAUUUGGGAUUUCAAUUAUAUACUAUGAUGUUGGUAACAAUAAAAUUCAUAACAAAACAUGACGAAGAGUGGAAGACAGCUGUCUAGUA